Messenger RNA from Babesia microti strain RI, 1107 nucleotides. Its product is annotated as ubiquitin-like modifier-activating enzyme 5. Lineage: Eukaryota; Apicomplexa; Aconoidasida; Piroplasmida; Babesiidae. Gene Ontology annotation, biological process: protein ufmylation. The record is from RefSeq and is a predicted model, not a curated record. The coding region runs from base 1 to 1107 and encodes 368 amino acids. Gene Ontology annotation, molecular function: UFM1 activating enzyme activity. Gene Ontology annotation, cellular component: cytoplasm; cytosol. The transcript has 3 exons.
AUGUCCUCUGACGAUCCAUACUCCCGUCUGAAAGCCCUUGAAAGAAUGGGCAUAGUCACUGAUUACUCCAAGCUGUACAGGAAAACAGUGGCAAUAAUCGGCAUUGGAGGCAUAGGUGUAGUUGCAAGUGAAAUGCUGACAAGAUGUGGUAUAGGUAGAUUAAUUAUAAUUGAUUUUGAUAAAGUGGAAAAAGCAAAUCUUAAUCGCUUAUUUUACAAAUACGAACACGUAGGCCUUAAGAAAGUGCAAGCUGCGUCUAAAACGCUCAAGGAAAUAAAUCCAAAUGUAGAAAUAGUUACAUAUGAUAUAAAUGUGUGUUAUAACUACAAUAAAUUAUUGGAAAUAAUCACUACGGGUGGUUUCGACGGAAAACAAAUUGAUUUAUUGCUAAGUUGCGUGGACAACUAUGGAGCACGAGUUACCAUUAGCAAAGGAUGUACUAAGUGUGACCAAAUUUGGAUGAAUUCCGGUGUCUCUGAAGAUGCGAUGAAUGGACAAAUACAAACAUGCAUACCAGGCUUGACUGCCUGUUUCAUGUGUGCCCCGCCUUUUGUGGUAGCUACCAAUGGAGAUGAAUCUGAGAUUAAACGAGGUGAAGUUUGUGUUGCAAGUUUACCAACGACAAUGGGCGUUGUUGCGGGUUUGCUAGUCCAAAAUGCAUUAAAAUAUUUACUCAGCUUUGGAAAGGUUACUAGUUUUUUGAGUUACAAUUCCAAACAAGAUUACUUUCCCUCAUACAUAAUCAAGCCAAGCCCAGAUUGCUCAGAUGAUGUUUGUGUUCAACUCACUGAACAAAAAUUAGAACUAGCAAAGUCUUUAGAAUCUGAAUCUAAUAAACUUUCGGAUUUAAAUACUGAAUCUACAUCAAUGUGUGAUAAAAUUAAAGGCUCUUUUUGUGAAUAUGGUAUAACAAUACUUGCCAAUGAUAAUACUCUUGUUUCUAGUGACGACCUUGGUGUUAGUCCUAUUGCUGGUGCUAAUAUUGGGCAUAGGUUUGAAGAUAAAAGUACUAAAAGCAAAUGUUCCACUUCCCUAAUAUCAGCGGAAGAUAGUUUGGAAAUACUGCGCAAUAAGCUGUCUUAUUUGAACUCCCGUUCACAGCAAUAG